CCACUACCUGCUGCCGCGCGAGCCCUGAAUAUUUGAGCCACACGCGCCCGUGUCUCCUCCAAUCAGCGCUCAAGCCUUGCCCGUGAACCCGCCCCUUGUCGCGCGCUCGGUGAUUAAAUGAAAGCUCAGUGUGAAGCGCGCGCGUAUAUCUGUGUGUGAGACCGAGCGCUCGUGCGCGUGACAGAACCGGAGCGGUGUGUACAGAGGACGGGACGCGGGAGGCGCGAUGUCGGCGUGGAUUAAUAUGGUUAUUAUCGUUAUAUUCGGGACAGCGGAGGUGAGCGCGAGGCGACAGGACGAGUCGGUGCUGGUGGAAAGCGUGAUGCGCGCGCGCUGCGUGUCCCGGUGUCUCAGUCUGCACCGCACGCGCAUCUCCGCUGUGUGUAAACACGCUCAGGGAAACGGAUCUCUGGUUUGGUGUCAGAGUCAUAAGCAGUGUUCUAAGUGUCUGGAGCCCUGCAAAGCAUCAUGGGAUCUCAGAGAGAGCGAGUGUCAGGAUUUGUGUGAGACCGUCUUCCCAAAUAAACAGUCCGAGUGUGUGGUCAGCUGUGAGUUUUUCCUCUCGGUGGCGUCGGUGAAACAGGGGGCGUGUCCAGCUCCGGAUCGAGCGAGCGGAUUUGCUGCCGCCUGUGUGGAGAGUUGUCAGAGCGACGUCCACUGCUCCGCCCACAAGAAGUGCUGCUCGAACGGCUGUGGACGAACCUGUCAGGUUCCCAGGAACGUUUAUAAAGGUGUUCCUCUGAAGCCCAGGAGUGAAUUGACGUUCCUUGAAUUGCCGUCAGGUCACCUGGACGUCCGCUGGUCUUCAAAGUUUAACAUUUCAGUGGAGCCUGUGGUUUACGUGGUGCAGCAGAGCUGGAAUUACGGCAUCCACCCGAGCGAAGACGACGCAACACCGUGGCAGGAUGUGGCACAGGUCACAGAGGAGCGUGUUGUGUUGGAGAUCAGAGCCACUCGCUGGUACCAGUUUCGUGUAGCAGCUGUGAACAUACACGGAACUCGCGGAUUCACGGCGCCGAGCAAACACUUUCGCUCCUCCAGAGACCCGGCUCCUCCCUCACGCCCGUCUGAGCUCAAGGUGUCCAACGUCACGGCGGAUGGAGGCGGCUCAGUGACGGCACGUCUGGAAUGGACUGUCCCUAAAGAGAUGGACGUCCCCGUCCAUCAUUAUAAGAUCUCCUGGAGCUGGAGCACUGUGGACAGAACCAGCAUUCCCUCCAAGAAGAAGAGGAGAAAGACCAUAGAUGGGGUGAAGAGCUCAGUGAAUCUGGAAGGUCUUGCAGUAAACAGCUCGUACACUGUGGAGCUUCAGGCUGUGGCUCUGUGGGGUUCAGCGAGACUGAAAAGCCCAAAAACAUCUCUGCAGUUCAGCACAGCUCAGGAGAAAGAGCACACGACAGAACUCACAAGGAAACUGAAGCAGAUGUUUUCUUCACCGUCUCUGGAGGCAGGAACUCCGUUUUAUCAGGACACACAGCUGCAGGUUCGAGUUUACUGGAAGAAGAGAGGAGGUGAAGAUCCCACGAUGAGCCGCUUCCAUGUCCAGUGGUCACCUGAACUCUGCCUCCACAACCAGACCAAAGCCCAGGAGAAAUCUGUCACACACGAGAGUUUCAUCCACUUGUCCGGGCUGCUUUUCUCCUGUCAGUACAGAGUGACAGUUCACACACUCAGAGCUAAGAAACACUCUGAACUCGGCACCGUCACCUUCACCACACCGUCAUGUCCUGCUGUACGGAGCAAAAGUCACAAAUCCAUCAUUUGUCCAGGAGAAGCAGCAGCCGUGAAAGUGACAUCAAAACCCGAGAACCUGACGGCGUCUUUCACGGCCAACGGGGAAAACGUCACUGGACACUUCUUCUGGAGCGUUUCCCGCCCUCAGCCUCAUCAGCCAAUCACAGGCUUCCAGGUCACUUGGGCAGACGUGACAGUGGUGAAUCGGGAGAACAGCAUUCCUAACAGCAUUGUCUCCCAAUCACAGAUCCUUCCUCCAGAUCAUAACUUCCUGCAGGUGCUGAAUCUCAGGCCCAUGUCCUCCUACAGAUUAGAGGUUCAGGUCAUCACCAGUGAAGGAGAAGGCCCUGCUACCAUGAAGGUUUUCCACACACCCAGUGUUUCCUCAGGUUACAGGCUUAAACUUCAUCAGCACUCAGGAUACCAGAAGCACUCGUCAGAGAAGCACUGAGAGCAGAACAGUCAUUAGGAAGCUUCAUUGGCUUACGGACAAACUCUUAGACCAAUUCUGCCACUGAAGAACUACUGGAUUUGGUUCUGGCUUGUUUCACCUGCUGAAAUGAAACCCUGGCUGGUUCUCCUGGUAAAGCUGGUUCUGAUGUUCAAACCAAACUAGUCCAGACAUCAGUAUAAGAUUUGGACUGGUUCUGCCACUGGUUCUCCUCCUAAACCUAGAUCAGACCUGCUUUGUUUUCUGUACUGUAUAAACUGGCAGAACUGGUACUAGAGCGGUUCUCCUAAAGACGUGACCUGUGGACUGGUUCUCCUUCUGACACCACUGAUUCUGCACUGUUCCUCUGUCUACUUACAGACUGGUUCUGCUCAUGAAACCCGGUUCUGAAAGGUACUAGACUACUAGUAUGUUGUUUUUAAAUUGAAAUAAAAUAUUUUUCUACUUCAGAGCCAUGUUGAGGUUUUGAACAGAUGAAUGUAUCUUCAGAAAUGUGGAAUUUUAGCAGCUUUUGACUGGAAAAUGUUCAAAACUAAACAAAAGAUCAUCCCUAAAUAUCUCUGCUUAUUAAAAGUCACGUCCGGUGUCUUCACUGCAGUCACUAACACAUUAACCGAGAGUGGACGUGAGCGGCGUUACUGCGUAUAUUCUUUAUUAAUAACUUUGGGAUUAAACUGAUAAACUGUGUAUGUUCUCGCAGAAGGUUAUUGAUCACUAUAUCAGUAUUUAUUUGUGUGUGUGUUCUGGGUGCUGUUUGUGUGGACUGUACUAUUGUACGCUCUUGUUUUUGUCUGAAACUCACAGCUCCUGGUUCAGAGGUUUUGUAUAAAAUGAAAAGUGUUAAUAUGAUAUGAUAUAUUUUUGUCAUUUAGUCCUGUACAUAUUAUUCCAUAAUAAAAUUAUACCUCAGUCCA
This is a messenger RNA of Tachysurus fulvidraco (yellow catfish), 3099 nucleotides long. RefSeq names its product anosmin-1 (gene anos1). Gene Ontology annotation, molecular function: protein binding; peptidase inhibitor activity. The transcript has 14 exons. Bases 227 to 2185 code for a protein of 652 amino acids. The record is from RefSeq and is a predicted model, not a curated record. Gene Ontology annotation, cellular component: cell surface; extracellular region. Lineage: Eukaryota; Metazoa; Chordata; Actinopteri; Siluriformes; Bagridae. Gene Ontology annotation, biological process: neuron differentiation.